Messenger RNA from Cutaneotrichosporon cavernicola, 414 nucleotides. RefSeq lists its product as uncharacterized. The record is from RefSeq and is a predicted model, not a curated record. The transcript is spliced from 4 exons. Gene Ontology annotation, cellular component: signal recognition particle, endoplasmic reticulum targeting. Gene Ontology annotation, molecular function: 7S RNA binding. Gene Ontology annotation, biological process: SRP-dependent cotranslational protein targeting to membrane. Lineage: Eukaryota; Fungi; Basidiomycota; Tremellomycetes; Trichosporonales; Trichosporonaceae. Bases 1 to 414 code for a protein of 137 amino acids.
AUGGUCUACACCAAAACGUGGACCGAGUUUGAGAGUGCGGUCAUUGAUCUGUACAACCGCGCGCCGAGGAAGGCUCGGUAUGUCAUCAAGUUUGAGGCCAAGACGGGCAAGCUUGUGCUCAAGGUGACGGACGACAGCAAGUGCCUCAUGUACAAGACCCACUCGGCCAUCAUCCUGAACCGCUUCGAGACGCUCAACCACCGCCUCCUCUCCACCAUAGCCAACGCGCGACGCCGCGCGCCCACCGCGGCAUUGCUCAACUCGGGCUCGGGCGGUGCAGGGACGCCCGCAGUCGAGGGAGACGACCCAAUGGUCGGGUCGGGCGUCGCGUCGCCGGCAGCCCCGGGGACGCCAAAGCCUGCCCCGGCUGCUGAGGGCGGGAAGAAGAAGAAGAAGAAGAAGGGAAAGCGGUAG